Messenger RNA from Aspergillus ruber CBS 135680, 579 nucleotides. RefSeq names its product Rho family GTPase CDC42 (gene cdc42). Bases 1 to 579 code for a protein of 192 amino acids. Gene Ontology annotation, molecular function: GTP binding; GTPase activity. Lineage: Eukaryota; Fungi; Ascomycota; Eurotiomycetes; Eurotiales; Aspergillaceae. The transcript has 4 exons. Gene Ontology annotation, biological process: small GTPase-mediated signal transduction. The record is from RefSeq and is a predicted model, not a curated record.
AUGGUUGUCGCUACCAUCAAGUGUGUCGUGGUUGGAGACGGUGCCGUGGGAAAGACAUGUCUGCUCAUCUCGUACACAACAAACAAAUUCCCCUCUGAAUAUGUUCCUACGGUCUUCGACAACUAUGCGGUUACUGUCAUGAUCGGUGAUGAGCCCUACACCUUGGGUUUGUUUGAUACCGCCGGACAGGAGGAUUAUGAUCGUCUUCGCCCUCUGUCGUAUCCCCAGACCGAUGUCUUCCUGGUCUGCUUCUCCGUCACCUCCCCCGCAUCCUUUGAGAACGUUCGCGAGAAAUGGUUCCCCGAAGUCCACCACCACUGCCCCGGUGUUCCCUGCUUGAUCGUCGGUACCCAAGCCGAUCUGCGCGACGACUCUAGUGUCCGCGAGAAGCUCUCCCGUCAAAAGAUGGCGCCCAUUCGCAAGGAAGACGGUGAUCGUAUGGCCAAGGAUCUGGGUGCUGUUAAAUACGUCGAGUGCUCGGCUUUGACCCAAUACAAACUGAAGGAUGUUUUCGACGAGGCUAUCGUCGCCGCUCUUGAACCUGCCCCGAAGAAGAGGUCAAAGUGCGUCCUGCUGUAG